GGCUAAGAAAAUAUUCUCCAUCAAAACAGAGAAGCUUCCCCGACCGGAAGCGGCACUUCUAUCGAGAAAAAUCAAUAUUUUGCUUUUGGGAGAUCGAAAGGGGGGAAAUUUUAGCAUUUAUUGAUCCCCCCUUUCGCCCUCAAACUAGUAACAAAGGAUUUAUUUUGUUCGGGGUUCUGCAAGUUCGGAGAACAAAGAGAUGAUGUUGUGGCCUUGAACGGUAAGAUUUUUCCCCCAUCAAAGAUGGCCUCCAUUUGUACUGCUGGGCCUGUUGUGGAAUCAUCGUCAGUGUCAACCUCAGCUGCCUCAGCCGAAUUUGAAUAUUCCAAAACUGAGAUCCACACAAUUCACUUAGAACCUUCUCCCUCAAUCACAUGCGAAGGAUGCACGAAAGGUGCCAACUAUGAGGAGACGUUUCAGGGCCCACACAAAUGGAGACGAAUUCUUCGACAUGUUCCAUCUACAAAACGAGCAAAAAAAUUAGUUACGACAGAAUCAAGUGAACAGAGAAACCAAAACCCCCAAAAUUUCGACAGUGAUCAAGACAUGGCCACAGAAGAAGAAAACAAUAGAAGUAACCCAACCAAAGUUCCUUAUGACCAACACCUUGGGGUCGAGUCACCUGACAUACAUGGAGACCAAGACUCUACUACUGCCAUUCCUCCAUGGAGCAAAGAGUUCAUAGAAAAAUCAAACAGUAGAAGGAUGUACAAGCAACCAAAUAUUCAAACUACUCAAGGAUCACAGAUUCCUGUAACAGUGAGGCGGCGUGGAAGUUUGCACGGGUCUACAGAGUCUGCUUUUACACGCCAAGUUGUCAACUCAAAUAACUCUGUAGCUCGGAAAAAACUUUCACCAUCUAACUCAUUUCGACUAGCUGUCUCGAGUUCAAGUGCCCAUCCCGGUCGGAGAAUAACAGUUCAACAAAGUGCGCUCAGUGACGUUUCGACCAACAUAGACGUGACCAAAAAACGAAUUGAGCGUGUACAGAGAGCAAGGUUAUACUUGCUUCAGCAGACAGGGCCUAAUUCUUUCCUCAUAGGAGGGGAUUCCCCAGAUCACAAAUACAGAGUUAUAAUAGGUCCACAGACUUGCAGCUGCGGGCGUGGCCCACACUGCGUCCAUGUGUUGUUUGUGAUGCUGCGAGUCUUUCAAGUGGGGGAGAACGAUCCCUGUCUGUGGAGCAGAACACUCAAAAAUUAUGAAGUUGAAAGUUUAUUUCGUAUAUUCCAUGACAAGCGCAGCUCCCGUAUAACAAAACGAACAGCUUCUCAGCGCAGGAAAGAAAUUAUUAAAGAGGACUAUGGAGGGGAAGGGGAGCAAGUAGUGGACACACCAGAUAACAACAGACUUCCUUCAGAGAGUGACACGGGAAGUGUGAGAGAGGAAGAAGAGACUUGCCCAAUCUGCCUGUUGGAAAUGUUGGAGGGAGAGAGUUUAAUUUGUUGUGAAAAUGGCUGCCAUAAUCGACUGCACCAUCAUUGUAUAGCAAUAUGGUUUGAAGAAUGUAGGAGACAGAAUGACCCAUUGAACUGCCCACUUUGUCGUGCCCAAUGGAAAUCAGCCACAGUUGAAAUCAAAAGCACACAGAGUGGCAGUACCACUGAAGGACCUGAUGUGCCACCCAACACACGAGCCUCGUCACCACACCAUAACGAGGAAGACAGUUCCAGGCUGCCACAUGCUGAACCCAUUCCUGCUGAGCUGGAGCAGACGGCAGCCCCAUGGGUUGAGGCUCUAGGGUCAGAUCUGGUCUCAUGUCUUCUGUCCCGCAACUGGUCAAUCAGAGAGGUUGGCCUGAAGCAUCUGAGCAAGGAGGUCGUGGCCACCUUGUUGAAGGGCACAGGAGAGGGCAGGUCAGGGGUCAUAGUGUCACCAGUCAGACGAGCAGCUACCCACAACAUGCUACAAACAGCCUGCAACAUCUUGGCUUAUACGUGUGCAGACCCGGUGUACAGAGUUUUUGUGGCCUCGCUGAGGGCUAUUAGAACUUUGCUAUCUUACACACCAUGCCGAGAUGCUGAACAGAGGAACAGAUUACAACUUGUCCUCAAGCCUAUAGUAGAGGCUAUAAUAUUAAAGUGUACAGAUGGAAACAGGCGAACAAGUCAGUUGUCGUUGUCUACCUUGGUGGAGCUGGUCAAAGGUCAGGAGGGAGAACUUGCUGUUGGCAGGGAGAUAAUCAACCCAGGCAAUGAAGGACUAGAUGGCCUGAACUAUGUGCUGAAGUGUGUGACAGAGGACUAUGACAUUGAGACUGUGCCGUGGCAGUGGUUGCUGGGGAGGCUCUAUGUUAUUGACAGACUGCUGGAGGAGUUCCCUACUGACUUUCUACCUCGCCCAGAGGAGAGUGUGGAUGGGUCUGGAGCUGCUGAAGCCUAUGAUGAGAUGGAUGGAGCAGCUGCCAGCUCUGCUGAGACCAGACUAACAAGUGAAUCUUGUGAAGUCGGGGCGUCAAACUAUGCCCGGCUCAUGUCAGUGGCUCACUUCUCCGUCAAGGCGGUGUGCAGCACCCACAUGAGGAUAGCCCGCAUGUCUCGAAGGGUUUUUCUCCUCUCCGCCAAGCUGGGCGCCCACGUACAGAAGGUUAUCUCUGAAUUAAAGGGCCUUCUGGCACAAAUUGAUUCCACCUCAGUAGCUUCACUACGACGGAAACUGGAUCGCAUUGUUGAAGAUUUUCAGCUGUCUGAGAGGAUAGUCCAUGAGCUGAUGCACGGCUCAGGUAAACACAACAAGCUGGACUCCCCCUGUCACACGCCAGCUGAGUCACCCAGCUCCACGCCACGCUGUAACUCACCUGUCUUUGAUGCACCCGGUGAGCCCAGCACAGUGUCCAUGCUGGGUAAUGUCCCCAACGUGCCCCCCAACACCCCCACCCUGCGCAACAAGAGGAAGCUGCGCAGAGCUAUACCACGCAGAAGCUUUCGUGAAUCCAAUAAUCCCCCCGCUCCUCCCCCCACCUCAGAAAACUCACCUGAAAAGCCAGCAUCUGAGCGCUUAAAGGAGAACCUGGUCCCUGAUUCUCACUGCAUCUUACCUGGUGAUGGCCAUGCCUCAGGUGUUGGAAGGCUGGGUAGUUCUAGUCCCCCAAACAGAAGGAAAUCCAACCUCCCGCGGAGAAGGAGGACAAUUGAAGGUGAAACUGUCUCUAAAAUCAAAAGAGGAGGCUCGUCAAGUCCAACUAUUCGCCGGCGGACUGUUGACGGUUGUACGUACUCCUCUGUGUCCUCCCAGUCAGCCCCCCCACCCAUGUCUCGGGUCAUGACCCGGACCCCACCUAUUCUCCCCCCUGUUGUACCUGUGAUAUCUGUGACAGACAUGUCUCAAGGGACCGGUAUCUUCAACCCUGUGGCCCUGUCAGAUCUGGAUGAGAAUGGCAAAGAUUCCAAUGAAGAGACAGACAGCGGUGGCAAAACUCUGGACCUGUACCAAACUCUCCAGGCUUCCACCUCACGCGUGUCUGACCACGUCACCUUCUGCGGCCCUGAUGAAGGUACCCAUCAGACGUGCACCCCGGUCAGCAAGCUGGCAGGUUCCACCUGCUGCUGCCAGUGUCGCUGUCAUGAGUCAGUGACAGGUGAGACUGAAGAGACGUCGUCCCCCAAGUCUGGGGCAGCGGGUGUCCCCAACUCACCAGACAGUCACUACCACACGGCUGAGCACGAGUCCAUGAGCAGCGACGACUUCCUCGACUUCUCCCAGAACACCCAGACUGACAGCGAGAAGCCUGUCUCAUUCAAAUCUGAGGUUGCUGAGUCUCCAAAGUCUUCACCCAGUCAUUCCGUCCACAGUGCAGGUUCCAAAAGUGAAGACUGCGGUAAAAACUGCAAGGAGGAGGUGGAGAGGGAGGAGGCCGAAGCUUUGGCUAAAGCCUUGGACGUGUCUGAGAGACAGGACCCAUGUCCAGUGGUCCCUGGUCUUACACCCACUGCCAGGGAGGAGGUCAUCACCAUCCGCAUACAGCCUGACAGUCAAUGUGAUGAGCAAGAUGGUGAGUGGAGGCAACCUACCAUGUACCUGGAGAAAGUUCACUGGGUCAAGGGUCCACUGCUGGGUACUGGUGCGUACAGUUCAUGCUACCAGGCCAGGGAUGUCAGGACCGGGGUCAUCAUGGCUGUCAAGCAGAUUUCAUUUUGUCGCAACUCAGCCCAGGAACAAGAGAAGGUGAUAGAGGCCAUCAGCGAGGAGAUUCACAUGAUGGCCCGACUUAGUCACCCAAACAUUGUCCGUAUUUUAGGGGCCACCAAGCAGGGAUGUCAUUUCAAUAUGUUUGUUGAGUGGAUGCCUGGAGGUUCUGUGGCUUACCUGCUUGGUGAAUACGGAGCUUUUACAGAAAAUGUCAUUGUGAACUAUACCAGACAGAUCUUGCGAGGCCUGGCAUACUUACAUGACAACCACAUUCUACAUAGAGAUCUUAAAGGGGCCAAUCUUCUGAUAGACAGCACUGGUCAGACACUUCGUAUUGGAGAUUUCGGGGCUUCUGCCCGCUUGGCCUCCCAAGCCACAGGUGCUGGUGAAUUUCAAGGACAACUGCUUGGAACCAUCGCUUUCAUGGCACCAGAGGUGCUGCGAGGUGAGAGUUACGGUCGAGCUUGUGACAUCUGGAGUGUUGGCUGUGUCAUGAUUGAAAUGUCCACGACCAAACCACCAUGGAACGCUACAGACAUCUCUAAUCAUCUGGCACUCAUUUUCAAGAUUGCCUCAUCUGUUGAUUCUCCGCCCAUUCCUGAAAAUCUUCCGCCACCCGUAAGAGACUUAAUGUUGCGAUGUCUGGAGCAGAACUCAGAGGACAGGCCGUCAGCUAAAGACCUGCUGCUCCAUCCUCUCUUCACCCAGUGUUUCACCAACACCAGUCACAGCUUCAAUGGCAGUAAACUAGGUCAGACCAGAUAACCUAAGACAUGAUGUCUUCUAUUUUGUUGAUCCACCAAAGUGUGUCUGACGAGGCAAUUGACUGGUGUACGAGACAAACCUGGUGCAAGAUUGUCCUGGUGACACAAGCUCUACACGUAUUGCUACACAACUAGUCUACACGUAUUGUGUGUAGAAUUAAAGCUGUCAUGUAGAUUUUUUUUUUAGUAAAGCUAAGAAAUUUAAUUGUUUCUUCUAUUGAAGAAUUAAAAAACUAUUUUUAACAAAUAGUUCACAGCAUAUAUAGGUUUCCAUGGUAGCAAAUGGCAAAAAAUGGCAGCUGGCUAGCUUCCUGUACUGUAAAUGUUGAUAGUUAUUUCAAUUUUUCUAGGUAACUUUAUAAGAAAGAUGAAUUUUUACAAUAUAUAUAUAUAUAUACAUUAGGUUAUGUUCUCUACAAAGUGGUAUUUUUGUAAUGCUUUAAAUUUUAACAGGGUUAAAAUGUUAUUUACAUCAUGUUAUGAGAUCCCCAUGAGUGGCACCGUCUAAAACUGCUAAAGUGCCUUCUUUACGUCACAAACUCGUUGCUUGUUGCUUCAAAUGGUGCCAUUUAUUUAUGUCAAGGAGCAAUAUCUUGGUAACAAGCUGAGCUAGAAAUUAUACUUACACCCAUUUUCUCAUGUUUUGAGCCAGUUUUUAUUCUUACAUUUUAUACUGUUGGGUUUUUAAAAAAAAAAAAACCUGCCCAUAUUUAUGUUAUUUUUUUUAUACGCAUCCAAUCCCAUCAAUACUUCCGUAGGCCUGGACUUGUGGAUGAAUGGUCUAGCCCUCUGUUUGACCUGUGUUUGACCAGACUGCUGGUCUCAUGUCAGAUAUCUUCUGCUGCCAAUGUUGCUCUAGUUGAUGGCAGCGCCACAUUCCAUGUCCCUCCCCAAGUAUUGUUCAUUCAUUUCUUUAUUGUACCCCAUACUUGUGUACACUGUGAUACUGUGUACGUCUUACGCAGGUUGUGUGUACAUGUUCUAAAAGAUGUAUUCAUCUUCUGAAAGUCUGGGACCAACAGAAUGACUGCAUCUCUCUCUACAACAAGUAAAAUACACUGUACAAUAUGUGGCCACAAUAAGCGCUAUGUACAAUGCGGCCAAGCCACACUAUGCGCUGGAAGGCUGACUGUACAAUGUGGCCAAGCCACACUUUGAGCUGUGUACGAUGUGGCCACACUAUGCGUUGUAAGGCUGACUGGAACUAAAGAAUAGUCCAACAUGGCAGGCCCAGGAUACAGACAUGCCUGUUGUAUUUCUUCUAGUUCCAGCCACAAAACUUUCUGUGCUGGGGUUUCUAAUAAAUACCAAUUGUUCUCACCUCUUGUCUGAUGUACUCACUGUACAUGCAGGCACAUCUUAAGCAGGCAUUCAAUGUGCCUGAUGUACUCACUGUACAUGCAGGCACAUCUUAAGCAGGCAUUCAAUGAGUGGCCAGGUCCUACCUGUGGCCACACAGACCAGGUAUUUGAAUUUACCUGUCUAGUUGAGAACCCGGUAUUAACAUGUGAUGGUCUUACUGUAGACACCUAUUGUAAAGAUCUUUCCACAACAGCAGGACUAGGGGAUAAACUUUUAUUAGCUAUUUAUAGAAACUUCAGCAUGAGCUGACAGGUUGUGAUUUUCGCUUUAGAUCUUCCAAUGUUAAAAGAAAUUCUUUGUAAAAUUUGAAUUGUAAAGUUUAUGUAUAUAAUGUAGAAUAUUGAGCACUAUUACUGUAUCACAUUUCCUGAAGAAAAAACUAAAAAAACAGUUAUUACUUCUUAAUAGAUGAUUAAACUCCCAUCAAUUGUUGGCCAAAUGAUCCUGUAAUGUUGCACAAAUACCACCAAGUAGCAAGAGAUCAAAAUGUUUUGUUAGCAGCCUCCGUCCAAACAGCUGACACCAGUCAGCAACAACAAAAUUUGUGUUCAAACUUCGAUGCAAUCUUUCACUGCUGUUAACUCUUUUUGAAACUAUUUACUAGCAGUUUUACUUGUGUUGCAGACAGCCAUGUUUGUAUCUGGCAACUUCCUGUCUGCACCACCUCAUUGUUUCCUGUUCCGUCUUCCUAGUCAUCUAUGCAAACCACAAGUGUGUACAUACAGAAACUACACAUUCCAACUUACUCUGGACCUCUAAAGGUUCAAUUAUGAAAUCAGGACGCCUGAUUUUUAAAAACUUGAGGCACAUUUUUGCCCCUCAUUUGAACUUGAAAACUAAAAUGGAAAAGUCGUUGAUCCAUGGUGACAAACCAAUAUUUGAAAGUAACCAAUGGGAGCAGACUUGUCUGCUAUCACUGCUGUACAAAGUGUGUGGUUUGACCUUUUGAUUUUUAGUCUUUAGAUCUCAGAUUUUUGUUCAAGGCCACCUCUCUAGAUUCCCACCAUUAGCUCCCACAUACCCCCCUCGUUUGCUGUAAAUUUAAAAACAUAUCACCAUUUCAUGACUAACCUUUAGUUUUUUCACCUAGAAAUUUUUAUUUAUAAAAUAAAAUCAUUUGUUUAAGAA
Molecule: messenger RNA, 7382 nt
Organism: Physella acuta
Lineage: Eukaryota; Metazoa; Mollusca; Gastropoda; Physidae
Product: mitogen-activated protein kinase kinase kinase 1
Biological process (GO): protein phosphorylation
Molecular function (GO): protein kinase activity; zinc ion binding; ATP binding
Source: RefSeq, a predicted model, not a curated record